This is a messenger RNA of Funneliformis geosporum, 1647 nucleotides long. The record is from the annotation of a GenBank genome assembly. NCBI's taxonomy places the organism in Eukaryota, Fungi, Glomeromycota, Glomeromycetes, Glomerales, Glomeraceae.
AUGUCUGAAAGCAUAAUUGAUACUACGCCAACUAAUUACUCGCAAAAUAAUCAAGGAAAUGAUGAACUUAUACAAUCAGAUAGUCCUAAAUCUUCUAUAAUAUUACGCGAUUCUUCAGGUUCAUUGUUAGGUGUAAUUUAUGGUAUUGGUAUGAAUGUAAAUAAUGUGUUAGGUUCGGGGAUAGUUACUACACCAGGAAUUAUUUGGAACUCGGUAAAAUCUCCAGUGAUUGUAUUGAUUUUAUGGUUUAUUGGUGGACUUGUUAGUAUGGCAGGAUCGUUAACUUACGUUGAACUUGGAGCUAUGCAUAAAAUAAGUGGUGGAGAGACGAAAUAUUUACAAACUGCUUAUCCAGAGCCGAAACUUAUGAUGAGCUAUCUUUUCAGUUUUAUGUUUAUUUUUGCAAUUCGUCCAGGAAUUAUAAGUGCUGUUUUACAAUCUGCUGCGCAGUAUUUUUGGUAUACAAUUGCGGGAUAUCAAUAUGAUAAAGAACUCGAGCUACACAAAAUUGGAUGGAACCUUAAAUUUUCUCCAUUUUGGUCUAUAAAAUUUAUUGCAAUUGCAAUUUUGUUAAUUAUAACUAUUUAUCACAUGCUAAGUAAUAGAUGGGCGAUUCUUAUCAAUCAAACCUUGGCGACUAUCAAGUUGAUUACAUAUUCAAUUAUAGCAAUAACAGGAAUUUGUCGAUUGUUUUUAAAUUGGGAGAAUAGUCGUGGUAAUUGGCAAGAACCAUUAGAUGGAGAUGCAGGAAUCAAUGCAUACUCUCAGUCGAUUUUGUUGAUUAUGUUUAGUUAUGAUGGCUGGAAUAACUUGAAUUAUUCAUUAGAUGAAUUUAGAAAUCCGGAAAAGAAAUUGAUUUUAAGUAAUAGUAUCAGUGUUGGAAUCGUCUCUUUUAUGUACCUUCUCGUGAAUAUAGCAUUUAUCUCUGUUGUACCAAAAGGAGAUGUGUUGGAUAAUAAAACGACAAAUGAAACUAUAGCAGUAUCAUUCUUUAAUCAAUUGUUUAGAAGCGAUGCAAUUGUUAGAAUGUUCACUUUUCUUAUUGUACUCUCUGUAAUUGGUACUGCUGCGGCUAAUGUAUGGAGUGGAUCGAGAGUUAUUGUUGCAGCAGCAAGAUUAAAGUUUUUUCCGAUAUAUUCGGAUCAAUUAAAGAACUGGCAUGAAAAUUCUAAUACACCUGUUAAUGCGCUAUUAGCACAAUUUAUUUGGUGUUCACUAAUCAUAUUAUUUGUCGGUAGUAGUUUUACUAUCACUAGUUUUGAAUUAUUUUCAAAGUUUGCAAUAUAUAAUUUUUGGGUUUUUUAUUUGGCUACUGGAAUAGGUUUAUUUGUUAUACGAUAUAAAAAGCCCGAAAAUAAUCGUCCUUUUAAGGUUUGGUUACCCAUAACAGGAAUAUUUAUAUUGGCAGGAAUAUUUAUUUUAAUAUCUCCAUUAGUAGUUGAAUGUCCAGAUAAAGGAAAUGAAUGUAUACAACAAAAAAGAAGUCCUUUUUACAUGAGUUACGGAUUUCUUUUCAUUGCUUUAAUGUUUUGGUAUUUCUUGUAUUUCUGGUGGGAUACCAAGAAAACGCAGAAAAAGCAACAAACUAAAGUUACUAAUACUAAUACGACCCCAUUUUAUACACCUAAUACUCCUAAAAACGAGUAA